AUGACUCUUCACCAGAUCUGGAACUUGGAGAUGGAGACUGGCAAAGCGCAAAAGAGAGUGAGCGAUGUUGCUGGGACUUACAACAACCUUGCACGCUCACUGGACCUUCCCCAAGAAUAUGAAAUCGACUUGAUUGAUCUUCGAGGCAGCAUCAGUUUCUGGAAGGUGGAUUUGUUGAACAUGCUGAGGGAAAAGAAGAAAGCAAUCCGGCAAGCAACUUAUGAGAUGGAGAACAGAGUCAUGAGCCAGGAUGAGGAGAACGUUAUGAAUGAAGAAAUUUUACAGGACAAAAAGAAUGAAUUAGCAAAACUCCAAAACAAGAUUCUGUUCAUAGACCAAGAUAUCAAAAUAACCAAAAAUGAUAUUGAGGUUGAGGUAAGUAAAUCUUUGAUUGACUGA
Molecule: messenger RNA, 399 nt
Organism: Penaeus indicus
Lineage: Eukaryota; Metazoa; Arthropoda; Malacostraca; Decapoda; Penaeidae
Exons: 2
Coding region: 1-399 (132 amino acids)
Source: RefSeq, a predicted model, not a curated record